CACACAUCAAGUCCAAAUGUGGCCGAUGAUAUGUCACAAAAUUUGCGGUUACCGGUCAGUAGUGGAAUAGCUGGACGCAGGGCUGUUACUUCCCGUCAAAUACCCCGACAAUCCGAAAAAGCACCUGUAGUCACUCAUCCUACACCUACGACAUCAACACAACCUUCUAAUUCAACUUUGCCAGCACAAACGUCAAAACAAGGACCUGUUAAACCUCAGAAAGUAAAUUAUGCACCAAAAACUCGACGCGUUGAGAGCUAUGGUGGUCUAGAUUUGAGAGUUUUUGAGAAGUUUUCAUUACCCUUAAACAUACCUGGAAUCCAAGAUUUAGGUGCGGUAGAUGUACAUGCACUUACGAUGUCUUUGAAGUGCGGUAUGAAACUUGAAGUCACAAAUGCUCUAAACACGUUAACAACGCUCUCGUGCUACAAAAAUUUAAUAAUAGAUCUUAAACAGUGUGGGGACUUAAUGGAUAUUCUGCUAGAUAUGAUAUUAGAAUAUAUAGAUUCUGUAUCUCCAUCGUGUAACGAGGAAACUACGGAAGAAAGUUUGAUAUCACCGCGAAAAUUUAUAACGUAUCAGAAAUUAUAUCAACUAUCUAGACAAGAAUGUGAUGAAUUUGCGGACGUUGCAACGGAUAAUUCAAAUAUAGUAAAUGAAUGGUUGUCAUUACACGAGCAAUGUUGGUGUAUAACUAAUUUGAUAAGGAAUUUUUCAUUCAUGUUCGAGAAUCAGGAAUGCCUAGCAACCCACCCUAAGUUAUUAAUCGUGCUUAUGCGUGUCCUGUACAUAGGUGAGGAUGAUGAUUUUCUUCUUGGUGUCAAUGAAAAAGUAAAAGCGGGCAGAGAUAUUAAAGAUAAUCGAAUUAGAAUAAUUCGUAAGAAAGCUUAUGAUAUUCUAGAAUUACGAAAGAGCGUUAUAAUCAUAUUAUCAAAUAUUGCGGCAUAUCUUACUUUACCAUCAAUUUAUGUCGCAAGAGACCUUUUAGUUGUAAUUGCCGAUUUUUUAGAAAACACCGAUGAUUAUUACGCUCAAGUUGCGUUGGAAGUAUUUGCAAAGAUUUCUGUUUCAUACGAGAAUCGACAACGGAUUGGUGGUUGUGAUGAAUCUACAUUAACAACAGUCUUAGAACGAUUGGUACGAAUGUUGCCACAGGGUGAGAACAGUAUUGGUUACGCUAUUGGUGGUGGUGUGAUCACGCGUCCAUCGAUGCAAGAGUUGCCAUAUUUGGCAAUGUUGGUAAUGUCAUUCUUUAAUUUUGCAUGUUUGAGUGGGGAAGUAAUGAGAAAAAAAAUGGUUUCCAUUCCAGGAUUUAUAAAUAGAAUGCUUAAAAUGUCGAUAACAUUGGCAAGUGUACGGGAUAAUCGUAUUGGAAAUAAUGAUGAUGAUUGUAUUAUGCUAGCCAGAAGAACUAUGGAAAUGCUUAAAAUAUUGGCAAAAGGGAAUGAAGAAUGUUUUCUUAUAUACACUGAACAAUUAUUGUUCGCAUUAUUAACCCCAUAUAUAGAUCCUAUUGUGGUGAAGGAUCUGGAAACUGUUAUUUAUCCCGGCGAUAUAUGA
This is a messenger RNA of Dentiscutata heterogama, 1560 nucleotides long. Lineage: Eukaryota; Fungi; Glomeromycota; Glomeromycetes; Diversisporales; Gigasporaceae. The record is from the annotation of a GenBank genome assembly.